Erigeron canadensis is the source of this 2043-nucleotide messenger RNA. Its product is annotated as protein NARROW LEAF 1-like. The coding region runs from base 87 to 1904 and encodes 605 amino acids. Lineage: Eukaryota; Viridiplantae; Streptophyta; Magnoliopsida; Asterales; Asteraceae. The record is from RefSeq and is a predicted model, not a curated record. The transcript is spliced from 6 exons.
GAAUUUCACAAUAGAAUUCCGACAACUGGACCAAGCACUCACACUAUCUUCCCUAAUCAGGGUGAAUUUAAGUGUGUUAUAAUCAUAUGGAUCAAACACAAGUGGACACGAGAGUUCGUUCAUCGGGUUCAGAGGAAUCCGCAUUGGAUUUGGAGAAGACUUGUUAUAAUAGCCAGUCUAACCAGCCGUCGCUUAGUCAGCCGACGCUUCAACCUUAUGCGUCGGGUGGACAGCAUUCCGAGAGCAACGCUGCGUACUUUUCUUGGCCUACGUCGAGUAGGUUAAGUGAUGCCGCUGAAGAGAGGACGAAUUAUUUUAUAAAUUUGCAGAAGGGGGUAUUACCUGAAUGUAUAGGUACGUUACCUAAAGGGCAUCAAGCAACGACUUUGCUUGAGUUGAUGACUAUCCGGGCGUCUCAUAGUAAGAUCUUGAGGUGUUGUAGUCUUGGUACUGCAAUUGGGUUUAGGAUUCGUAAAGGCGUGUUGACAGAUAUACCGGCAAUUCUAGUGUUUGUUUCACGGAAGGUUCAUAAGCAAUGGCUUACCCCUAUUCAGUGUCUGCCAACUAUACUGGAGGGACCAGGGAGUGUGUGGUGUGAUGUGGAUGUUGUCGAAUUUUCAUACUUUGGUACACCCGAACGAACGAGCAAGGAACAGUUGUACACCGAAAUUGUGGAUGACCUCCGUGGAAGUGGCUCAUGUAUAGGUUCAGGCUCUCAGGUAGCAAGUCAAGAGACAUAUGGGACAUUGGGGGCUAUUGUGAGAAGCCAAACAGGCAACCGGCAAGUUGGUUUUCUCACAAACCGCCAUGUUGCUGUUAAUCUAGAUUAUCCAAAUCAGAAGAUGUUUCAUCCUUUACCACCAACACUUGGACCUGGUAUAUAUCUUGGUGCAGUGGAGAGAGCUACUUCAUUUAUCCCAGACGACCUAUGGUAUGGCAUCUUUGCGGGCGUUAACCCAGAGACAUUUGUGAGAGCCGAUGGGGCAUUCAUCCCCUUCAGUGAAGAUUUUGACUUAGAUACUGUUACCACAUCUGUAAAAGAUGUUGGAGAGAUUGGAGAUGUGAAAAUUAUUGAUUUGCAAUCUCCGAUCAACAGUAUUAUUGGUAAGAAAGUGAUGAAAGUUGGAAGGAGUUCUGGGUUGACUAAAGGGACAGUCUUGGCUUAUGCUCUUGAAUAUAAUGAUGAAAAAGGGAUUUGCUUCUUUACUGAUUUUCUUGUUGUUGGAGAGAACCAACAAACGUUUGACCUAGAAGGUGAUAGUGGAAGUCUCAUUGUCUUGAAAGCUGAAAACGAGGAGAAACCAAGACCCAUUGGGAUCAUAUGGGGUGGAACCGCCAAUAGGGGUCGACUUAAACUUAAAGUUGGUCAACCUCCAGAGAAUUGGACUAGUGGUGUUGAUCUUGGACGUCUACUCAAUCUUCUUGAACUUGAUCUUAUAACCACUUCUGAUGCCCUAAAUGAUGCGGUACAAGAACAAUUAGCUGCAUCAGGAACAGUUGUGGGUUCGACAGGUGAGAAUUUAUCACCCCCAGAAAUAGUUCUUCCCAAAGAUAAAGCAGAGCCAUUGGGACUUAACAUCCAACAGCAUAUCCCUUCGGAAGAUGGGCCAGGAACAGGUGUUGGUGGUCCGGAUAUCAAUUUGUCCCCUACAGAAAAUGCAGCCAAUUUGGAAGAUGGGGCUAAUUUGGGCCCAAGUAUUGAACAUCAAUUCAUUCCAAGCUUCAAUGGGCAUUCACCACUGCACAGAAAUGAGCGGCGGUGCAGGGCGGAGUCUGAGAAUUUAAGUGCUUUGAAAAGUGCGACGGGUGAGGAUCUUAGUUUUGGACUGCAUUUGGGGGACAAUGAGCCCAAGAGAAGGCGGUCUGAUCCUUCAUCACCAAGUAUGGAUGAAGAAACUAAAUGAGGUUAUGUCGUAAGCCAGUGUACAAACCUUUGCAGGUGCGUAUGUAAAUUAUGGUUUAUAAACCUUUCAUGUGUUGGACUGGUUAAAGAUGACGAUGUAUUUUGUUGUAUGCAAAGCUUUAAGCUGUGCGUUAUUACAA